Molecule: messenger RNA, 417 nt
Organism: Danaus chrysippus (African queen)
Lineage: Eukaryota; Metazoa; Arthropoda; Insecta; Lepidoptera; Nymphalidae
Source: the annotation of a GenBank genome assembly
AUGUCUAAUAACAUUAAUCCUUUAGCUGGAACCGCCCAUUUGCUGGAUGAACUGGAUAAGAAAUUGAUGGUGUUACUGCGUGAUGGAAGGACCUUGAUCGGAUACUUACGCUGCGUGGACCAGUUCGCAAACUUAGUUUUACAUAAAACCAUAGAAAGGAUACAUGUGGGUCGCGAAUACGGGGAUAUACCGCGGGGAAUAUUCAUUGUUAGGGGAGAGAAUGUUGUACUGUUAGGGGAAAUCGACAAAGAGAAAGAAGAAAAUCUUCCACUCACAGAAGUAUCUGUAGAUGAUAUUCUAGAUGCUCAACGGCGAGAACAAGACACAAAGACGGAACAACAAAAAUUACUGUCAAAAGCUCUUAAAGACCGAGGCCUUAACUUGAUAGCUGACUUAGGUCAUGAUGAUAUGUUCUGA